GAUAGAUAGAAAGGAAGGAGAAUUAUCAACAGAGAAAGAACGAACAAGUCAACAGUCAAGUGACAGACGAAACGAAACAGUUUGUUGUGUUUCGUACUUAUACAAGUGUAGCUGCGUUCGAUCAGUCUUUUGAAUUAAAAGUAAUUUAUAACUUCAAUUUCAAAAUUAGUAUUUUAAUUAUUGAGACAAGUCGUGACAGUGCGAUAGUAAACAUGUAAUAAUAUAUAAACAAUCGUAGUAGUCGGUGCAAAAAUCUAGACUAACCUUCUUCAGAAAGAGGGGUGAUUUUAAGUGUUCUCCACAAUAUUUAAUGAUUUAAACAUUUACUAGUUGUAGUCCCGUUUUGUUUCUUUUUACAUUAAUUACUAUAUAAUGUAUGAUACGUGUUAAGCUCAAGCUGAUCAUAAAAAAAUUUUGCGUUAAAGCAGUAACUUCUUACAUAGGAACAGUAUAAUAUGUUAGCAUAACAUGUUAUAGGUAUGUAGGCCUAGGAUUAGGACUAAGAUUAAAUCUUGGUAACAAAUUCUAUUUAAUCUUAACCCUAGUGAAGUGACAGGAAGACAAAAUGACAUCUGCAAGACUGGUCAGAAGCACAAAAAGUAGACUUUUUGUUUAUAUAUGUGCUGUUUUAGCAUUUGGAAUGAUAGUUUAUAUGUUUCAUGGAAGUCAGCUUCAACUAGAUGAUAGCCGAAAAUCACUUGCUUCUUGUAAUCAACAAAGUGAAUCAUUGUCUGCACAAUUACAAGUUAUAUUUGAGUAUAAACUGAGACUAGAAAAGUCUUUACAAAAGGAAAAGACUGAUCACAAGCAGACCAGAGAUGAAUGUCAGAACAGAGCAAGACAAGAUAAAGAUGACAGAGAAAGGGAGUUAGUCGAGGCAGCCAAUAAGUACAGCGCACUUCAGCAAAGCACAAGUUUAUUGCAGAGUAAACAGAAGGAUUUGGAAGAAGAAAACAAUGAACUCCGAAAAAAGAAUCUCAAACUCUUGGAUGAAAUUGACAUCCAGAAAAAACAGUUCACAGCUAAGUUUAUUGAGGAACAGCAACUUCGGGCAACUAAAGAAAAAGCUAUUGAAAACGUUAAAAACAGAAAUCUGGAACUGGAGGUAAAAUAUAACAAGUUAGCUGAAGAGUAUGAGGUGCUCAAGAAAGACAAGGUUCCAGAGUCUAGCCGGCUUGGGUCGCUGGAGAAGGUGAAGCUCCAGCUGGAGAGAGAGCUGGAGAACACCAAGACACAACUAGAGAGCUGCAUGGGAGGGAACAAGCCUGUGGAGAAGAGAGUCAGUGUUGGGGGUGUGGGAGACAACCAGUCUGGCAUUGAACCACCAAAGUUUGUUUAUGUAAACAAAGCGGGCGUCAAUGCAACAACACCUGUCAUCAAUCCAGAGGCAGUAAUUGAUCAUGAUGUCUCUUCUCCUAAACCCUCGUUGACUAAGAGCACCAAGACAAUAUCUGGUGGAGAAACAAAUAGUAAACCUACACAAGCUGCUGCCGCCCCUCUACAGAUGCCUCUGAAACAGCCUGAGGAGCCAGAGGUGAACCGACAGAUCCCGAUGCCACACAACCUGGAACAUCAGUCUCCUGAGAAUACGGUAAUCAAGAAGCCAGAGUACUCGGACAGUGGCAAGCGACAUGACGCUCUAGCCGACGAAAAUCAGGGUGGGGAAGUGGCAGGACCUAUGAACCCCAUACAGGAACCUGCAGCUCCUGCUCCUGCCUAUCAGGGCCAUGCCCAUCUGGAAGAGAACAAGAAUAAGGUUAUGAAUGCUAUCCAGUGGGAUGAGGAAGGCCCCCAGAACGGAGCUCACGAGGAAGGUGAGGAGGAGGCAGCCCCUCUUCAUAACGGUUGGCGAUUGGGAGAAGAAGGAGAGAACAAAGUAUUACCUCGGCACAUGAAUCAUGACUACCAAGGAUUAGAGUAUGACAAGGAUAACCAGGAGGAGGAAGAGGACGAAGAAGGAGAGCAGAUGGACUAUCUAGGGGGUGACGCUGCGCUCAAACAGCCCAAACAAAUGGCUAAGUUUCGCCAGUUUGAACACAAUGGAGGAGGCGGCGGCGGUAUAAUGCUGAAUCCUAAAUAACCCACUCAACAAGCACAUUCUGGAAAUGCCAUCAUGUAAAUUUGUAAAUAACACAUGUUUUGUAUAAUUUAGUUUUACGAAUUGUUACAAAGUCUCUCAAUCCAUGUGAAAAUGUUUUAUUAAAUGUAUUAAUAGCAUUAACUCAGUAAACGUGUACAUAUCA
Molecule: messenger RNA, 2243 nt
Organism: Homalodisca vitripennis (glassy-winged sharpshooter)
Lineage: Eukaryota; Metazoa; Arthropoda; Insecta; Hemiptera; Cicadellidae
Product: Golgi integral membrane protein 4-like
Exons: 12
Coding region: 566-2080 (504 amino acids)
Cellular component (GO): Golgi apparatus; Golgi membrane
Source: RefSeq, a predicted model, not a curated record